AUGGACCUCAAGGUGGACAGGGAAGACGCGGACGCUGAUCACCCUCCAACGAUUGAAGUUUUCGCCCACAGGUCCACCUUGCACGGCAUCGCGCACAUUUUCACUUAUGGGCGCUUUUGCUUCAGACGAUGCCUUUGGCUGGUCGUCUUUUUCGCCUCUUUAGCCGUAUUGCUGUUCGUGUGCGUGGACCGGAUCCAUUUCUACCUGGAGUAUCCUCACGUCACAAAACUGGACGAGGUCGCCACCCCGAUCAUGACGUUCCCCGCGGUCACUUUUUGCAACCUGAACGCCUUCCGUUUUAGUCGAGUGACACGCAACGACUUGUAUCACGCAGGGGAGCUGCUGGCGCUGCUUAACCACAGGUAUGAGAUUCGAGACAUUCACCUUGUGGAGGAGAGCGUUUUGGAGAGCCUGAAGGUCAAAGCUGACUUCCACAACUUCAAGCCACGACCUUUCAACAUGCUGGAAUUCUACGACCGCACUGGGCACGACAUCCAUGACAUGCUCUUGUCUUGUCACUUCCACGGCACCGAGUGCAGAGCAGAAGAUUUCAAAGUGGUCUUUACUCGCUAUGGCAAAUGUUAUACCUUUAACGCUGGGGGUAAUAAUCGUCCUCCUCUCAUAACCACCAAAGGGGGGAUGGGGAAUGGACUAGAGCUCAUGUUGGACAUCCAACAGGACGAGUACCUGCCCGUGUGGGGAGAAACAGAUGAGACGUCAUUUGAAGCUGGGGUCAAAGUGCAGAUCCACAGUCAAGAUGAACCAUCCUUCAUCGAUCAGCUUGGUUUUGGAGUGGCUCCUGGAUUCCAAACUUUUGUCUCCUGUCAGGAACAGAGGCUGAUAUAUCUACCACCACCCUGGGGUGACUGCAAGGUGACACCCAUGGACUCUGAAUUCUUUGAUACUUACAGCAUCACAGCCUGUCGUAUUGACUGCGAAACACGCUACCUAGUGGACAACUGCAACUGCCGCAUGGUGCACAUGCCAGGCGAUGCACCCUACUGCACCCCAGAGCUGUACAAAGAAUGUGCUGAUCCUGCUCUUGAUUUCCUGGUGCAGAGAGAUAAUGAUUUCUGUGUUUGUGAAACACCAUGCAACAUAACCAGAUACAGCAAAGAACUGUCCUUUGUAAAAAUUCCCAGCAAAGCCUCUGCUAAAUAUCUUGCAAAGAAAUACAACAAAUCUGAGCAGUACAUUAAGGACAAUCUCCUGGUUUUGGACAUCUUUUUUGAGGCUCUCAACUAUGAAACUAUUGAGCAAAAGAAAGCUUAUGAAGUGGCUGGACUAUUGGGUGAUAUUGGUGGUCAAAUGGGACUUUUCAUUGGUGCUAGCAUACUUACCAUUCUGGAGAUUUUUGACUAUCUUUAUGAGGUGAUAAAGUACAAGCUGUGCCGCUGCUCUGAUAAAAAGCACAAACACAACAACAGCGAUCAGGGUACUGUGUUAAGCCUUGACGAUGUCAAAUGUCACGUCAGUAACUUCCAUUAG
Molecule: messenger RNA, 1488 nt
Organism: Nerophis lumbriciformis (worm pipefish)
Lineage: Eukaryota; Metazoa; Chordata; Actinopteri; Syngnathiformes; Syngnathidae
Source: RefSeq, a predicted model, not a curated record